Molecule: messenger RNA, 1704 nt
Organism: Mesorhabditis spiculigera
Lineage: Eukaryota; Metazoa; Nematoda; Chromadorea; Rhabditida; Rhabditidae
Source: the annotation of a GenBank genome assembly
AUGCGGCUCUUGUUAUGCCUGGCGUGUUUGGGCCUGGCCCAAGCCGAUUUGUUCACCGCCAUAGCCGACUUGCAAACGAUGUUGGGCGCCGAGAAAAAUAUUGUGCCCGUCGUCAAGGAGUACAUCGCCGCCGAGCAGGAACGCUUGGAUCAUCUUAAAAAAUUCGCCGAGGAAUACGUGACCCGGAAUUCGGAGGCCCAAGAAACCGGACCGGAAUUCGUGACCAACCCCAUCAACGCCUUCCUCCUCAUCAAGAGGUUGACGUCUGAGUGGAGACAGGUGGAAGACACGAUGCGCAACAACAACGCCGACCGCUUCAUCAAGAACAUCACGGCCAGGAGGGAGGGCAAUGAGUUAAGUGCCGCUAACUUUGAUCGAUUUUUCGCUUUGCUACCUCUUUUGAAUAACCUUUUGAAAUGUGCAGUUCCAACUGUGUGUUUUCAGGUGAAAUUCCCGGGAGAGGAAGAUCUGUCUGGGGCGGCGAUUGCGCUCUUGAGGCUCCAGGACGUGUACAAGCUCGAGACGCACGACCUGGCCAACGGGUACAUUCGCGGCGAGAAGGUCGGCCAUCGGCUGAAUGCGCACGACAUUUUCGAGGUCGGUCGCGCCGCCUACAACGCCAAAGAUUACUACCACUGCCUGAUGUGGAUGCAGGAGGCGCUGAACAGGCUAGAAAACGAGCAUCCGCCUUCAAUCGCCGAGGCCGAGAUCCUGGAAUACUUGGCGUAUUCGCUAUACCAACAAGGCAACGUCAGACGGGCUCUUUCGAUGACGAAGCGGCUAUUCGCCAUCGCUCCCCAUCAUCCUCGGGCCAGAGGAAACAUCAAAUGGUAUGAGGAUAAGCUGGAUGGCAAGGAAAAAGAAGGAGAAUUGCCUGCCGUUGUCAACAAACGCGUCGAAUGGGACGGAAUUCCGGAACGUGACGCCUACGAAGCCCUGUGCCGCGGCGAAGAAACCCCCCUCACCCCCACACAAAUACGGAAACUCUACUGUUACUUGAAGAUGGACCGCCCGUUCCUCCGGUUGGCCCCGAUCAAAGUCGAAAUUAUUCGGCACGACCCGCUGGCCGUCCUCUUCAAGGGGGUCAUCCACGACAGCGAGAUUGCCGUCAUUCAGGAGCUCGCCAAGCCGAAGCUGAAACGCGCCACCGUCCAAAACGCCAUCACCGGUGAGCUCGAGCAUGCGUCGUACCGCAUCUCCAAAAGCGCCUGGCUCAAGGAGCACGAGCACGAGGUGGUCGCCCGCGUCAACCGAAGAAUCGGCGACAUGACCAACUUGAACCAGGACACAUCGGAAGACCUGCAGAUCGCCAACUACGGCCUGGGCGGGCACUACGAUCCUCAUUACGACUUCGCUAGGAAAGAGGAGAAGAACGCCUUCAAGUCGCUCGGCACGGGCAACCGCAUCGCCACCGUGUUGUUCUACAUGUCGCAACCCGAACUCGGCGGCGCCACCGUCUUCAACAAGUUGGGCAACGCCCUCUUCCCCAGCGUCCACGAUGCGCUUUUCUGGUACAACCUGAAGCGCAACGGUGACGGCGAUCUACGCACCCGACACGCCGCCUGCCCCGUGCUGCUCGGCGUCAAAUGGGUGUCAAACAAGUGGAUCCACGAGCGCGGCCAGGAGUUCACACGCCCCUGCGGACUUGAUGAGAACGUUUACGAGCACUUUGUCGGAGAUCUGAGGCCACGACACGAAAAGCAC